AUGAUUACAGAGAAACUGAAAGUCAAUGAUCUAUGGUACCCCGUGGCUCAUGGUGCCCCGGUCUCCCCUACAUCCCAUCAGCAACAACCCCGACAACAACGACGAUUGAAUCAGAUAUUGACGAUACCAUCGAGAUCGAAGCCAGUCCACUAUCCGCGGCAGAUUGCGGAGGACAUUCAUUCAUAUCGCACAAAAACGACUGCACCAAGUAUUAUAUGUGCAAUUUCGGCCAGAUCUCGGAACAGUCCUGUCCACCUGGACUUUACAAAACCGAUGCGAUUGGCCGGAGAACACCAAGUGCAAUACUACUCAACGUCAAGUGGAUGGAACGACUCAAAGGACGACAAGUACAGCAAAUUGGCUGGUAGCUCGUGGUCGAAUAGAAGAAAUUUUGUCGGAUAUGUCAUAAGAAUCAUCGAGCAGUACGGAUUCGACGGUCUGGAUCUUGAUUGGGAGUUUCCGGUAUGCUGGCAGGACAGCGAAAACUUCAUAGGACUUCUCGAAGAUCUCAGCGAGGCGUUCACAUCUCGAGGACUCCUGUUAUCCAUCGCGGUCUCGGCGAGCAAGAUCGUCGUCAACCGGGGCUACACCCGCCUCCCGCUAUUAGUGCGGCACGUGGAUUGGAUCGCCGUUUCGUAUGAUAUGUACUAUAUUUUCAUGACUUUCAGAUAAUAAUGGAACAGACACUUCGUUACGCUUUGUUUAGAGGGAUGAAUGGGAUGCGGAGCCGCCUUUGGAACCUCUAACAAAAAUGAGCCUGCCAGUAUCAUAUG
Molecule: messenger RNA, 773 nt
Organism: Temnothorax curvispinosus
Lineage: Eukaryota; Metazoa; Arthropoda; Insecta; Hymenoptera; Formicidae
Product: class V chitinase-like
Exons: 4
Coding region: 1-672 (223 amino acids)
Biological process (GO): chitin catabolic process; carbohydrate metabolic process
Cellular component (GO): extracellular region
Molecular function (GO): chitinase activity; chitin binding
Source: RefSeq, a predicted model, not a curated record